CCUGUAUUUUCCUAAUAAGAAAAUAAACUAAAACAAAACAAUGAUUUUCUUACCAGUACCUCGUCGUCGGUGCUCCGCUGUCGGUGUCUCCUCCUCCCAUGGACCCAUACUUCUCGCACAAACCCAAACUCAAACUCGGACAUCCCCUCACGUCUUCUCCCCAUUGCAAUCAAAUCAUUAGUUAAAUCCCAAUCUAAACAAGCGAGAGAGAGAGAGAGACAGAGAGAGAGAGAGAGAGAGAUGGGCCAUGACGCCUUCACGGCCCUGAAACGUGGCUCAGCCACUGGCCUCCCUACUAGUACUACUACGACGACGACGACAACAACCAGAGGCCGUACGACUGCGACGCGUGGCAAGCAGAUUAAGAAGACCUUCAACAACCUGAAGCUGACCAUCCUCUGCGGCUUCGUGACCAUCCUCGUCCUCCGCGGCACCGUCGGCAUCGGCGGACUCACCGGCUCCCCCGACGCCGAUGUCAACGCCCAGAAGAUCGCCGAGGAGACCAACCGGAUCCUCGCCGAGAUCCGAUCAGACGACGAACCUUCCGACCCCAACGAGCCCCCCGAGCCCGACAUCAACCCCAACGUCACCUACACUCUCGGACCCAAAAUCUCCAACUGGGACUACGAGAGAAAGAGCUGGCUUGCCAAGAACCCCGAGUUCCCAAGCCAUAUCAAUGGGAAAGCUCGGGUUUUGCUCGUCACUGGGUCUCCCCCGAAGCCUUGCGACAACCCAAUUGGGGAUCACUAUCUCUUGAAGUCCAUUAAGAACAAGAUUGACUAUUGUAGGAUUCACGGGAUUGAGAUCGUGUACAAUUUGGCUCAUUUGGAUAAGGAGCUUGCUGGGUACUGGGCAAAACUGCCGUUGAUUCGGAGGUUGAUGUUGUCGCACCCGGAGGUCGAGUGGAUAUGGUGGUUGGACAGCGAUGCUCUGUUUACGGACAUGGUGUUUGAGAUUCCGCUAUGGAAGUACAACAAUCAUAAUUUGGUUAUUCAUGGGUACCCAGAUUUGUUGUUCGAUCAGAAGUCGUGGAUUGCGUUGAACACUGGCAGUUUUUUGUUCAGGAACUGCCAGUGGUCUUUGGAUUUGCUCGAUGCUUGGGCUCCAAUGGGUCCAAAGGGGCCUAUUCGGGACGAGGCCGGGAAGAUUUUGACGGCAAAUCUGAAGGGAAGGCCCGCUUUCGAGGCUGAUGAUCAGUCUGCGUUGAUAUACUUGUUGAUUUCGAAGAAAGAUGAGUGGAUGGAUAAGGUGUUCGUAGAGAAUUCAUACUAUUUGCACGGGUACUGGGCAGGGUUGGUGGAUAGGUAUGAGGAGAUGAUGGAGAAGUAUCAUCCGGGAUUGGGGGACGAGAGGUGGCCGUUUGUAACGCAUUUUGUGGGUUGCAAGCCUUGUGGGAGCUACGGGGAUUAUGCGGUCGAGAGGUGCUUGAGAAGCAUGGAAAGGGCGUUCAAUUUUGCAGAUAAUCAGGUGCUCAGGCUGUAUGGGUUUAGGCAUAGAGGGUUAUUGAGUCCUAAGAUCAAGAGGAUUAGGAACGAGACUACUACUCCUUUAGAGUUUGUAGACCGGUUUGAUAUUAGGCAUUCAACACGUGGUGGACAAAGUGGAUUAUGAUCGUGAGUGUAAUUCAUUUUUCUUGUGAUUGAUACAUUCAUGGUCUUCUGAUGUAAUUUUUUCAGAUAACUGCUGAUAUCAACCCCAUUAGAUAUCCGAGUUAGUGGCUUUCUUCCUUCGUUUUGCUUUUGUAGAACUGCUAUUGAAAGUGGAAUCCACAAAUACGAUAGAAUUCUUUA
Alnus glutinosa is the source of this 1790-nucleotide messenger RNA. Its product is annotated as probable xyloglucan 6-xylosyltransferase 3. Gene Ontology annotation, biological process: xyloglucan biosynthetic process. The coding region runs from base 241 to 1611 and encodes 456 amino acids. Gene Ontology annotation, cellular component: endosome; trans-Golgi network; membrane. The record is from RefSeq and is a predicted model, not a curated record. Gene Ontology annotation, molecular function: hexosyltransferase activity. Lineage: Eukaryota; Viridiplantae; Streptophyta; Magnoliopsida; Fagales; Betulaceae. The transcript has a single exon.